AUGCCACUUGUAUUCUAUCGGAGUGUGAGCGCCGGGUGGCGUGUCGGUUUUGCGGCGUCAUUGGACGGGGCGAAUGUACGUGUCUGCGAUGGGCCAGUGGAGGAGACGGUCUCCUCACUGGACGUUUACAUCCCACAGUUGUCCGAUGCGGAGGGCGAUGCGCAGCUGCUGCUUCACAUGAGCAACCACCCCUCAAUCUUCUUACAGAAAACAAAUGCGGCACUCAUGGUACCUACUCCACUUGUUGGUUUACCACCUGUCGUGGAGUUGCUUCGCUACCGCGCCGCUAAUGAUAAGUUCUUAACGGACAUUGGUGAUAACUUUUCUGUUCUUUUGGACGAGGGUAGCUUCAGUGGCAGUGAAUUGUCGGGAUGCGAUAGCGCCCUCAAGGCGGCACUCACGUGGAAGGGCUUGCACAAACGCCAGGUUGUGGUCUCAUGUGGGAAUACGCCACCUGGUCUUUGUGGAGCUUUGCUAGACACAUGUUGUACGCUCUUUGAGGCGACGCCAGUGCAGCGAAGUAUGAUUGAAGCCGGAAUGCAUUUGCUUGCUGCCUUCACCACUACCGCUGGACGGCGGCAGAUGUGCUACCUGCAGGCGCAUGUGUGCGUUGGCGAAGGGGCCCAGGAAGAGUUGCAGGGCAUUCGUUUGGAAUGCAAUCAUCUGUUUGUUUCUGGUAUUGGCGAGUCCAAUGACUUUAAUAUAUUUGCAUACAUUUUGUAUGGACUCAAUGAACAAGAGAGGGAACAGCUUUACAUCAACCACAACCAGCGACGUUUUGUGUGUCAGUCAAGCGUUGAGGAUAUCGGCCUCAUUGCGUCUCGGCAGGAAGAAUACAUCACCUUCAUGCGGGCGACGGAAACCCUUGGCUUCUCCGUUGCCACGCUGCAGGCAGUAUUUAGACAGUUAGCGGCGAUUGUACAUCUUACCGAGAUCGAGUUUGACGCGGAUGGCACGCUGUCAAGUAUUUCUGCUCUCAAAAACGUUGCCUGUCUUCUUCAGUUGGAUCUUCACGGGUGCCUAAGUGUAUUUUCCACCCGGGAAGUUUGUGUGACCGCCGCCCGGCUGCUUUACCGUGCCCUCGUUGCCACGCUGAUAAAGAAAGCGAAUACGGCACUUCACUUCUCUGGGGAGGCGACACCGCCGCCGCCGUCCAUUACGAUGCUCGUCAUGCCGUCGCUUCCCCCAGCAGAGUCCGAUGCCUUGGAGAACAUUGUCUGCACCACCAUGUAUGAGGACGUACUACAAGCUUUUCUCCGUUCCAGUGAUCAUGAGGUUAUACAGUGGCAACGUGCCGGGAUUUGUGUGCCGGAGAGUUUGCAGGAGUUGUUUACACCGAUGGAUAAUUAUGGUCUGCUGAAGGUGCUGUACGGACUUGGUGGUGUUCUCUCUGUGGCUCGCUCGGCGCAGAUGGAAGAAGAGAUCGAACCGGCACUAGCAAACUGUACGAAAAGUGCUUAUGCAAGGCUCAAUGCUAGUACGCUAGUGCUUGCUUUUGAACAUUCGUUUGGGGUGCGACACUACCAGUUUCCACGCACCAAACACCACGCAGCAGAACUGAAGUCUGUGUAUCAUGCGGACUUUAACCCUGUGCGUACAUUCCUUAUCGAAAAUGCGGAUGUAGAGACACAAGAAAUCCUGCAUUUCCUGGUGCAGACGGAGAAUUGUGUUGCAGAAAACAUCGUUGCAGAAGAGUUGCUUCACGUGAGACCCUUGCUUAAUGUUCUGCAGGACAACACAAACAUGUUUUGGUGGCUGGGAAGUAUUCAACUCGGCGUGGCAUUUAACGGCAAUUUUAUCGAAAGGCAGUUGUGUGAGCUGCCACUGCGUCCUGCUUUGGCGUUGCGACGGCAACUGCAUCAUCACUAUGUUGCAUGUCAGGCCGGGUUUAUUGUCUCCGCCUUCAGGGUACUUUUGCCUCCUGCGAACGCAGGUGACACUGAAAGAUGCCAUGCUGCAGUUGCCAUUCUUGAUGCCUGUGGGGCGACGUAUCAUGUGACCCCGGAGAAGGGGUUUCUUGUGGCCUCCAAUUCACUUGUGGAGAUGCAUAGGAAGAUGAAGGAAAAUAUCGAGCGAGAUGCAACCCUCGUCCAGGCGUUUGCGCGAACGCGUUCUCGCUGCAUCACCUUACAGAGACGUGUUGCAGCGUGGACGGACCUUCUACGAGACAUUGACCUGCAGCGGAAACGGGUGGUUGAGGAGGAACAAUACCGUUUUCAGAAUUGCGAUUUGCAUCUCGCCCAAUUGCUGGACCUUAUGGAAGGCGAAAAUGCCGCCCGCUCCACAGUGAAGGAGAAGUGCUGGGGAGAGUACAUGUCACUACAGCACUCGUUUCAAGAGCAGAUGGAGGCUCUUUUGGUGCAUGUAGUGUUAUCUUCUGUUCGUAAGGAGGAGAAACGGCUGAAUUCGGCUCGGCAACGAUAA
Molecule: messenger RNA, 2424 nt
Organism: Trypanosoma rangeli
Lineage: Eukaryota; Euglenozoa; Kinetoplastea; Trypanosomatida; Trypanosomatidae
Exons: 1
Coding region: 1-2424 (807 amino acids)
Biological process (GO): actin filament organization; vesicle transport along actin filament
Cellular component (GO): actin cytoskeleton; vesicle; cytoplasm
Molecular function (GO): actin filament binding; microfilament motor activity
Source: RefSeq, a predicted model, not a curated record